Parascedosporium putredinis is the source of this 849-nucleotide messenger RNA. The record is from the annotation of a GenBank genome assembly. NCBI's taxonomy places the organism in Eukaryota, Fungi, Ascomycota, Sordariomycetes, Microascales, Microascaceae.
AUGGCUGUCGACUACAUCCUCACGCUGUCCUGCCCGGACAAGCCAGGCAUCGUCCACGCCAUCACGGGAGCGUUGGCGUCGCGAGGCGUCAACAUCCUGGACCUCCGACAGUUUUCCGACCCCACGUCCAACCGCUUCUUCAUGCGCGUCCACUACGGUCCCACCGAGCUGCCCGCGGAGGAGCUGCGCGCCACGUUCGAGGCCCUCGUUGGCGAGUUCCAGAUGUCCUACGACAUCCGCACCGCCGCCCAAAAGACCCGCGUGCUCAUCAUGGUGUCCAAGAUUGGCCACUGCCUCAACGACCUGCUGUUCCGUGCCAAGUCGAACCAGCUGCCCAUCGACAUCGGCCUCAUCGUCUCCAACCACCCCGAGUUCGAGCCCCUCGCCAAGAGCUACGGCAUCCCCUUCCACCACUUGCCCGUGACCAAGGACACAAAGAUCCAGCAGGAGACCAGGGUCCUCGAGCUCAUCAAGGAGCAAAACGUCGAGCUCGUCAUCCUCGCCCGUUACAUGCAGGUCCUGUCGCCCACCCUCUGCGCGGCCAUGUCGGGCCGCAUCAUCAACAUCCACCACAGUUUCUUGCCCUCGUUCAAGGGCGCGAAGCCGUACCACCAGGCGUACGAGCGCGGGGUAAAGAUUAUUGGGGCCACCGCCCAUUUCGUUACUGCCGAUCUCGACGAAGGCCCCAUUAUCGAGCAGAGGGUGGUUCGCGUCGAUCAUAGCAUGGGCCCGGCCGAUUUGACUAGGGAAGGUUCCAAUAUCGAAAGCCAGGUCCUUGCUGCCGCUGUUGGAUGGUAUGCGCAGCGCCGUGUUUUCCUCAACGAGACGAAGACGGUGGUUCUCAACUAG